Vicia faba (fava bean) is the source of this 336-nucleotide messenger RNA. Lineage: Eukaryota; Viridiplantae; Streptophyta; Magnoliopsida; Fabales; Fabaceae. The record is from the annotation of a GenBank genome assembly.
AUGCAUAUCAUAUUUUGCGCCAUUGUUGCUAAAACAAGGAUUCUGGUGGCAUCUCAGUUUGGGUGGUGUUACCGUACCUUCCAUUUGUGUCCUUGCGUUUCACAUGGUGACACUGCUCCAUUUGAUUGUGAUGUUGGUCAUUCAACUGAGGCUGAAAUCUUUAGGUACAAGAUAGAGAUUCGGAUUUUCCGCAGUGGCAAUAGUUGUAACUUUGUGUUUUGGAAUAGAGAAUGUGAGCUUCUUCUGGGUUUAUCUAUUGCCCAACUAUGUCAUACUAUGAUCAAGGCUGGAAUUGAUGAUCCAUUGGAAUUCCCAUUGGCACUGAUCAGUUGUUGA